AUGAAAGUAGGUGAAACAUGGACCUCUCGCGGCCUCACGGUCUUUUCUAACGCGCUUUUGUUGUUCUUAGUACUUACAUCUCCCGAGUACGGUGUCGCUACGAUAUGGCUAGUUGCGACGCUGGGCUCCAGGUCCGUCACCAAACGUCUGAACAGAAAGACUAUACUGGACGUAGAUGUUCCCAAGGCGUGCGGUGCCAUCAUGGAUCCGGGGGCACCUAUGGCAUUGAGACUCCAAGGAAAUCUUCUCUACGGGGUCUCGAGGGUCUACAGCCAUCAAUGCGGGUAUACGCUCACGGAUGUCCAAGCGAUGCACGACAAAAUGAAAACCAUGCUGAAGGUUUUACCGGGCGGUGGUCUAGAUCCAUCUGCUGGCAAGGCUAGGCCCGAGCAGCUCGUCCUGCCUUACGAUCCCUCUUUUCUGCCCGAUAGCCUACCUGGUAUUCUUCUGGACUGCACCAGCUUCGAUGCUUUCCCUGUGCCUGAUCGGAGUGCGCCAAGCUAUCUCAACUGGCCGAAGACGCCCGAUCUCAGUCAGUCUGUCGUCUCACAAGAUACGAUUCUUCAAUUGAGCCUUUCGUCCGAUGACACUUAUGCAGGGGGCUUGGGGGAAAUCGCCUCGACUAUUGAUGUUGCUGCUUAUGGUCCGGGAAGCAUGGCUUCGGAGAGAAUCAGGCCUCUUCCGCUCGACGAUGAGGCAGGCGUGAUUCUCCAGGCCGACUUUGAAUUCGACGAAGACGGCAACAUUGUUGAGCUCGGGGGGACUCCGCAGGUUGAUUCGAGACCUCGGCGUAUAGGUGAAAGACCCGCGCAAAGCGCACAAAUAACUCGCCACCUUCCAGCCAGACCUACCCCAUUUCCAGGUAGAGGAGGAGGCGAAGAAGUCCAUCCAGAGGAAGCGAUUGAAGUGUCGGUGGCCCAGAAACAAAGAGCUCUGAAGCUGAUACGGCCAGAUGAUCAGAUCGCGCUGAAAAACAGCGAGCUCGGUCAUCUGAACCAGAACUAUGUUAGCCUGAUGGCCAUAGCCUUGAAACAGAAGCAAAAGAACAAGGUUCCUACAUCAUCGAAGAAGAACGCUGCCUUCUGGGUUUAUGGUCAGGGUAUUGGAUCUGUUGGCGUCGGAAUAGGCAAGUCUCGUGUCAUGCAUCCAUUGCACAUGUUUUCAGGGGAUGAAUUAUAUGUGUCUCUUACAGCUCCUGCUGCUAUUCUGAGUCCUAAGCGUGCCCAUGAUGCCUUAGAAGAUGAGGUUCAGGAGCACAUUGGGAGACGUGUUCGAGCAAGGAACGACGGCGGACCGACUGAUCAGAUGGAUAUUUCUCACGAUGACGGUCUCUGGAAUGAGGAUGUCGAGAUUGGCCGUCACGCGGCGCCUGCACUUCAUGAUGACAGUUUCCUCCAAAUGCCUUGGAACAUCACAGCUUCCAUACAUAGUUCUCGACAGGGAUCCAUUGUUCGCGGCAUUCUCCCCGGCAUCGGAAGUGUCAGCGACUUCUCGUCUCAUGGCUUUUCUGACACAGGUCUCAUGAGACCGCGUAACCGCCUGACGAGCUCGAGUCCUCUUGCUGGUCACGGCUUUCCAUUUGACCUUGAUGCACCUGACAAUCUACAUAUCCCUGGCCAUGAACUGGAUGAUGUGAAUAUAUUCGAUGACUUCGAUAUCUCUCAAUACCUGCACCCGGAGAUGGACCAGGAGCAUGGCGAAACCCAUGGUGACAACAUCGCUGCCGAAACUGGAUUUCCUUCUGCGAGCCUUCGAACCCAUGAAGACGAGUCGCAACGGUCCACUCUUGAUCAGGAAAGCCUGAACUUCCUGGAUUAUCUCGCCGCGAGACUCGAAGCAUUGUCGUCUUAUACCAAUGAGGAAUCCGGACAGGAGCAUGGUGGCACGAACAAGACGAUGCAAUUCUCAUCGUUGCUUCCUCCGGCCAAAACAUCCCGCAUUGUGGCUACCCAAGGUCUGAUGCACAUCCUCGCCCUGGCUACUAAGGGCCUUCUCACAGUUUGUCAAGACGAGGCACAGUACACAGGUGGUGAAGAGUAUGGUGCACUUUACCUAUACGGCGAAAUCUACCUCAGUUUGCCAGGAAUCUGAGUACAUGGCUUUGAUGCAAGCCCUGCGCACAACUUGCAUGACUGAUUCGUUUCGGUCCCAGAAGGGAAAAUGCGACAAAUCUGUCUCUCUUUCUUAUUAGACUGCCUUUGUUUUUCUU
Messenger RNA from Aspergillus saccharolyticus JOP 1030-1, 2209 nucleotides. Its product is annotated as Rad21/Rec8 N terminal domain protein. Bases 1 to 2091 code for a protein of 696 amino acids. Gene Ontology annotation, molecular function: protein binding; chromatin binding. Lineage: Eukaryota; Fungi; Ascomycota; Eurotiomycetes; Eurotiales; Aspergillaceae. Gene Ontology annotation, cellular component: synaptonemal complex; cohesin complex. The record is from RefSeq and is a predicted model, not a curated record. Gene Ontology annotation, biological process: mitotic sister chromatid cohesion; synaptonemal complex assembly; replication-born double-strand break repair via sister chromatid exchange. The transcript is spliced from 6 exons.